UUGGAGAUCUUUGGUCCAGUUAUCACCUCUGCCACAACUUUCUGGAGGAUCUCAUCUCAGUUCAGAAAGCAGAAAUCUUCAGAAGGAUGAGAUGAGUGUGUUCCCAUGGCUUUUCCUGCAAACACAACGCAAAACAUGUCAUGCAACGCCACCAUUGAUGAGUUUCGGAGUCAGGUGUAUCCCAUAACGUACUCCAUCAUCUCAAUCCUGGGAUUUGUGGGCAAUGGCUUUGUGUUGUGUGUCCUGAUCAGGACGUACCAGGAGAAGACGGCUUUCCAGAUAUACAUGUUCAACCUGGCCAUCGCAGAUCUUCUCUUUGUAUGCACCCUGCCCCUGCGGGUGGUCUACUACCUCUACAAGGGCAACUGGUUCUUUGGUGACUUUUUGUGCCGCAUCAGCUCCUACGCCAUGUAUGUCAACUUGUACUGUAGCAUCCUUUUCAUGACGGCGAUGAGCUUUUUCCGUUGCAUUGCCAUCGUUUUCCCUAUCUGGAAUAUCCAAUUUAUCUCCCGGAAGAAGGCCAUCAUCGUCUGCGUGGGCAUUUGGUUCUUCGUAACCCUGACCACCAGCCCUUUUUUGCAGAAGAGCACCCAGUUAUCUCAUGAAAAUAUCACCAAAUGCUUUGAGCCCCCAAAGAGCAAGGAUAUGAGGAAGCUGAUGGUUCUCCACUACAUUUCAUUGUUCGUCGGAUUCAUCUUUCCCUUCACCACCAUCACCAUCUGUUACGCCAUGAUCCUAAACAAGCUGCUGAAGAAUUCCAUGCAUAAGAAAGAAGCCACGCGCAGAAAAGCCAUCUGGAUGAUCCUGAUUGUGACCAUUGUCUUCCUCGUGAGCUUCACCCCAUAUCACGUCCAGCGCACGGUCCACCUCCACUUAAUGAAGGACGAGACUUCCUGCGAGAAGAGUCUCUACAUGCAGAAAUCAGUGGUGAUAACCUAUUCCCUGGCAGCCUUCAACUGUUGCUUCAACCCACUUCUCUAUUACUUUUCCGGAGGCAAUUUCCGCAGGAGACUUUCCACUUUCCAGAGGGGCUCGGUUUCCAGUGCUCAUCACCGGAAGUCAUCCUUAAAGAUGGAGGAAGCAGUGAAUGGGAUCGCGGGGGAACACAGGGACUCAUAAGGGAGUUUUCAUUGGUUGCUUAGCAAACACAUACAUUUUGGAAGACUGUAGGUCUAGCAACUUGUAAAACUCAAACUAUGAGUUGACCAACUCCCUCCAAAGAUGCCAACCCGAGAUGCCAGUUAUUGUGUGUCAGUGUUUUACCUAGUUUCUCAACACAGGAGCAAGUGUGUGUGUAUAUAUACACAGACAUUCGUUUGGCUACAACCAGAUUCCUUGCUCCAAAUAUGCCACUGGGGCCUGAAUGAAACUUAAAAGAUAUUUUAAGACAUAAAGACGAUGAUGAAAUCAACCCAAUGCUUUGUUUGGAACUGUGCCCACUUGCUCAAAACAAGAGGCAGUGAUAAGCAGGGGAAUAGGACAAGAGAAGGGACUAAAGAAAUUGUAAGUAGCUUUGAAGCUGAUGCCUUGUAAUAGCCACUUUGGUCUAGUGGUUAAGGCACCAGGCUAGAAAGUGGGAGAUUGUGAGUUCAAAUCCCGUCUCAGCUAUGAAAGUCAGUUGGGUUGAUUAUUGGGCCAAUCACCAGGAGAUGGUGAAUUGUAGUCCCACCUUCUGCAUGAAAGGUGGCUGGGUGAUUUG
This is a messenger RNA of Thamnophis sirtalis, 1699 nucleotides long. The record is from RefSeq and is a predicted model, not a curated record. Lineage: Eukaryota; Metazoa; Chordata; Lepidosauria; Squamata; Natricidae.